Molecule: messenger RNA, 366 nt
Organism: Aspergillus aculeatinus CBS 121060
Lineage: Eukaryota; Fungi; Ascomycota; Eurotiomycetes; Eurotiales; Aspergillaceae
Exons: 1
Coding region: 43-312 (89 amino acids)
Source: RefSeq, a predicted model, not a curated record
CUGGGUUUGGGAUUUUGGGGUUGCUGGGAAAGAAAUCAUUAUAUGUGGCGUUUCUCAUCUUUCGGUGUGUUGAGCUUAGGGGUUUGUUCUUGGUUCGUUCUGAAGAUGGUGUAUUGGUAUACUUCGUGGGGCAUGGGCAAGAAGGGACUGGUGUAUUCGAGGGCGUGUUCUGGUUUUGUGGACUUGGUGGGCUAUAUGGAAUUCUUGAUACUGUCUUACUCGCCUGCGGUCUUGAUCUUAUAUUUAUAUACAGGUGCAGGAUUUAGGACAAAUCAUCCAGUUAGUACACUUUUUCGGACCGUUGAAAACUAGAACCUCCCGUUGCGCAACGCCUUGUCCGCGAAAUCUCGAAGUAGAUACUCCCGA